ACGGGCCGUGGAUUGUGGAGCAGUGCCGAUUUUGAUCGAAUUGGUGAACUCGGGUCUCGAACGGGCUGUUGAGGUAUUGGGUUUGUUGGCAAAGUCUAAGGAAGGGAGAGAGGGCAUGAUGAGGUUUGAUGGGUGUGUGGAGGUUUUGGCGACGGUUUUGAAGAAUGGAACUUCGAGAGGUGUUCAAUAUGCGCUUCUGACUAUGAAUUCGUUGUGUUGUUGUAGUGAAAAGGCUUGUUUGGAAGCCUUGAAAGAUGGGGUUUUUGAGAUCUGUGUUGAAAAAUUGGAGGAUGAUAAUGAGAAGGUUAGGAGAAAUGCAAAGAGUUUGAUACAGUUUAAUACCCAGUCCAGAAGAAUUACCUCUUCUAAUGGUGCCUUUGUCUUAACUGGCCUCCUUCCACUGGCAACCUCUAAACAAAAUGCACCAAAUCCAAAUAUAUUAGUGCUUCCCGACGGUGCCCAAGCUGGUAGGGGUAGUACGGUGGGGGUUAGUCAGGCUUCACAGCGAGACAAAGGAGUUGUGGACUGUGAUAGGUCAAAG
Ilex paraguariensis (yerba mate) is the source of this 541-nucleotide messenger RNA. The record is from the annotation of a GenBank genome assembly. NCBI's taxonomy places the organism in Eukaryota, Viridiplantae, Streptophyta, Magnoliopsida, Aquifoliales, Aquifoliaceae.